This is a messenger RNA of Seminavis robusta, 1113 nucleotides long. The record is from the annotation of a GenBank genome assembly. Lineage: Eukaryota; Bacillariophyta; Bacillariophyceae; Naviculales; Naviculaceae.
AUGCUUGGAUGGAGAAUCGUGCAAGUGAUGCUGCUGGUUCUGUUGAUGGAGAAUUUGAGACGAAAUGGUCAUCAAAUCUGUGCUCCCACUACAACUACUGCAGUGAGGACGACCAAGAGCUUUCGAGCUACAGAUGAUGCCGGUAGCAGUAGUCAAUACACAGAACCGUUAUCGGAUCGAGUGCCAGCCCAGGGAAUUGAAACUAUCUUGGCCACUUCGGCGACCCAUCCGCCAUUUCAUUUCUUUGCGUACGCCAAGAAGACCGACAUGGUGACGGCACACAUCGUCCAGACUGGCAUUUACGAAAAAGACUCGACGACGGCUCUGGUGGAUACUCUGGUAUGUCAACCACUACAGCAGCAACAAGAUGAUGGUUUACCAAUGCUAGUACUGGAUUUGGGAGCCAACAUUGGCUUUCAUUCCCUGCACAUGGCAUCGUGUGGAGCCCGUGUGGUGGCGUUUGAGGCAAGCCCGGAUACAGCUUGGUUGCUACGGAGCAGUGCCAAGUUGAAUGGAUUUUGGAGAGACAAACCAUCUCCCUCGGAGAAUACGACCCUCACCAUUAUCCCCAGAGGGGCUUCCAACAAGGUUUCCAAAGGACGAUUGUCACGACACCCCAAAUCACCCGGAAUGACAUCCUUCAUUGCCCAGUCUGCCUUUGAACUCCAAACGGGAGACAAAGGAACGGCGCUCGACGUGGAUAUUCCUUUGGUACGAGCCCAAGAUGUUCUGAAGGAAAUAGGUGUUUCUCCUGACGCCUACCAACUCCGACUGGUCAAAAUGGAUGUUGAAGGAUUCGAGUUGCAAGCGCUCCAAGGACUGGAUUUACAACAACAAUUCCCAUUUGACUACUUGACCUUUGAAUUCUUCCCUGCCAUGUUGACAUCGGCCGGGACGGGUCCAGUCGAUUUGCUAGUCUACAUUUGGAAACAAGGGUAUCGCUAUCUAGAAUUCUCCGACAAGAAUGCAAAGAAUAUGGACAGCUAUCCAACAAUCCCCAUGGGGAACACGGAAGCAGCAGUACGCAAAUGGGGUCACUCCAUGGUGAUGCAAGGGGAUGCCAAAGAUGGGAAAGGCUUUCAUGUCAAUUUGCUGGUAAAACGAGUCGCGUAA